CUCCUCCUCCUCCUCUCUCCUACCCUUUCCUGCCGUUUUGUUAGAUUUAAGGACAAACUUGACAAGGAUUGGAUAAAGAACUUAAUAGAAGAAAAGCAAUAUUUACCAAGAACUUCGUCACUUAUUUCACGAACUUAAAAAAAAAAAUGAUUGUAAUAACUUUGAAAAUCGCAGACACUUGAGGGAAAGAGAAUUUGGGUGAUUUUUUUCAUGUUUUUUGCUGAAGAUGUUAAUUUUUUUUCACAUUUUUUGACCCAAGAAAGAGAGAGAAGGAAGGAGAAAGAGAUAGAUAGAGAGAGAGAGGGAGAGAUAGAGAGAUCCGUGCCGGGGUUUAACUUACAAACAAACAAAAAACAAAGACAAUAAUAGUAAUAAUAAUAAAAACUGCAACACCUGUGAAACUUACCUGUCGUAAUUAACCAAAAAAAAAAUGAAGUAGGUGGAAAGAUCCUGACCACCACCACCACCACCACCACUACCACCACCACCACUUCUUCCUCCUCCACCACCACCACCGUUGCUGCCUCCACCACAACAGCCGCCGCCGUCUCCAUCACCACCAUCGCCACCACCACUGCCCCCGCCGCCGCCACCACCACCGCCGCCGCCGCCGCCCACACCAACAGCAUCCCUCCAUCUCACCCCCCGUCACCCUCCCUCUCAGGCGUCCAAGAGAGAGAGAAAAGCAAACAAAGAAAGAAAAGGGAAAAAACAAAGAUAAACAAGGAAACAAAAACCGACUGACACACCGACUCUUCCGCAAUCACACACACACGCUGGAAACAAAGGAAGAAGAACAACAAGAAGAAAGAAGGAGAAGAAGGAAUAAACAAGAAUAACACAUAGAAAAGCAAGAAUCAAUACCUGGAGAGAACAAAAACAAAAGUGACGAUGAUGAAAAGGAGAAAUCAAACUAAUUAAGCCUUACCUGUGAUCACAACUUACCUGCUUACCUCUGCUUACCUGCCCUUCUCCUACUUAUCCCCUCCUCCUCCUCCUCCUCCUCCUCCUCCCUACUCCUCCACAUCCUCCUCCUCCUCUCCUUCGUCAUCGUCAGAGGAGAGAUGGGAAAGUCGAUCCUCCUUGACAGCAUCACUCUCAUCUCCAGCACUUUCCCAAGACUCAGCAUCAGUCAUCUCCGGAGUCAGCAUCUUGGGGUGGGGAAGUGAGGCGAGCGUGGCAACAUGGCGGCCACACGGAUACACGGCACAGGAGGGAAGAGCAAGAUGGCGGUGCGGAGGUGAGGGCGAGACUCUAAAACCAUGAACCGCCCUUAGAAAUAACACAUAAAAACUAAAGAAAACAAAAGAAAACGAAGAGUGGAAGCAUAUAGCAAGCAAGGGCGUGUUACUGAGACCAUGCUGUGCCCUUAGGAUAUAAAAAGAAACCCAUAGAGAACAUUAUUGAAGAGAACAAAGAGAGAAACACUUCCUUUUAGUCCCCCCUUUACCCACCCCUGCUAUGGUUGAUCUAGAGACCCUUCAAAAAACAAAGAACACGGUCCGAAACCACACACGGACGAGACCUUGAGGAGACACACUGAUCCCUUAGAAAACAAAAUAAAAUCGCACUUGAAAUAGAAAACUCGAGGAAGAAAACGAAGAAGUACAGGAGGAGGAGAAACACACCUUAUAGAUCUAAGCUACCGUACUAUGCUUUGCCUCGACAUGAAGCUGAUAACGAGAUUCAGGUCCGAGAAACGGCAGUCCUCGACAUCAACCUCGUCCCCCCCUUCGUCCCUCGCCGCCCCCGACCCCUACGCGCCCCCGCACCGAAGAGACCGUAGCAAGAGUCUCAGCGUUGACAGAAUCACGCCGCUGCUGCACGUGGUAGAACCCAAAGUGCGGGACGACGCUCCGCUACACAAGGGAGCUAUCGCCGCCGCUGCCUUCGCCCGACGCCGGUCCACCACUACCGCCCUAUCAGCCUCCAGUGACCUCAUCUCCCGGCGAGGCGUGUUUAGCAGACGGCACUAUGGCUCCGUGGAAUUGCUACCGCAGGUGGAGGCAGAAGGGAGUGAGCUCAACGGCAGGAGAUUCAGGAUCGAGAGUGGAGAGGCGCUGGGAGACCGGGAGGAGCGAGUUCGGCAGCACCACUCACAGCAGCAGCAACAACAACAACAACAACAACAACAACAGCAACAGCAACAGUCAACUCAGCAACAACAACCAAGCCAACAACAACAACAACAACAACAGCCACCGCACCACCAGCAUCAUCAUCAUCAACAGCAGCAGCAAUCACAACAGCAGCAACAACAACAACAACAACAACAGCCAUCACAGGAGCCUCACCCACACCCUCAUCCGUCAGUUUUGGACUACCGACGGUCUUCAUCUCGACAGCAAAUGUACGGCUCGCCCAGUACGCCCAUCCUCGAGAACCCGGAGUACCAGACGAGGUGGUACUUCAAAUACUUCCUCGGCAAACUGCAUCAAAACUACGUGGGCUGUGACAGUGAGAAGACGCCAUUCUUCCUCUCCGUGGUGCUGACCGACGCCAACAACCAGUGUGUGCCGCAGUACCGGGCUAUUCUGUGGAGGAAGACGGGCGCGCAGAGAAUCAGUCUGAGUCACAUCCCGAACAAGCCCAUGACGGUGAAGCAAAUACUCAGCAACUUUCAAAACAUGGACAAACUAGAGAAGGGACCAAAGGAGAUUUUCACCCAGGAGAUACAGAAGGAUCUGUUGCUUCUGGAGGAACAAGAGGGUUCGGUUAACUUCAAAUUCGGCAUCCUGUACAUGAAGAGCGGACAGACUUCGGAUGACGAGAUAUUAAGUAAUGAGGCCGGGACCCGCCACUUUGAGCACUUCCUCGGCUUGCUGGGCCAAAGGAUCCGCCUGAGACACUGGGACAAGUACAGAGGAGGCCUGGACGUCAAGGGUGACAUGACAGGCAAACACUCCGUCUACACUAUCUACGAGGGCCACGAGAUAAUGUUCCACGUCUCCACCAUGUUACCUUUCUCUAAGGACAACAAACAGCAGGUGGAGCGCAAGAGACACAUAGGGAACGACAUCGUCAACAUCGUCUUCCUGGAGGGCAACACCGAGGACAUGGCCGCCUUCUCGCCCUCCUUCAUCAAGUCGCAGUUUACUCACGUGUUCGCACUGGUCUCCUACCUACAAGAGGAGGACGCCUACCGCCUGCACGUGUACUCCGAAGAGACCGUGCCCCUCUUCGGCCCCUCCCUGCCCUGCCCUCCCGUCUUCUACAACCACGAGGAGUUCAGGGAGUUCCUUCUGGUCAAACUGAUCAACGGAGAGAAGGCAACGUUCAACACACCAACGUUUGCGCAGAAGAGGGAGCGAACGUUGGACAUGCUCAUCAAGGACUUGUUUCAGGAGCAUAUUAACGACAGUAGAGGGACGAUGCUGAACAGACGAGCCUUCAGUGACGUGCUACCCGACCCGCCCCGCUCCUCGCGUCGGAAGGAAGAGGCGAGACAGGUGGAGUUCGUGAGGUUCGGUCAAGCCCUGAAGCUGGAUACCAUAGUGAAGGGCGACGCUCCGACCUCUCUGGCCACGACGGGACUGUUCAAACGGACGUCCACCGAGGGUUCAAACGGCUCUCCCUCGUCCAACACAGCUCUCCACGCAAGGCAGCCGUGGGAGCCCCAGUGCUGCUAUCCCGACUUCCCCAGCGAGGUGGUGUGCGGGGACUCCUGGGGCGACAACAGACUCGUGCUGGCGUCCGUGGAGGGAGUUUUUCUUGUAGAGGGUGAGGGCGUGGCGCACCGGCCCAUCUUCGACAAGAGCGUGCAGGUGAAACAGCUGAGCGUGGUGGAGGCGCACGGAAUCUUGCUUCUGAGGGAACAGCGAGGGCGGGACGGGAAGAUGCAUGUGUUCCGGCUCUCAGACUUCGAGGGCGAGGACGAGCGAGUGAGGGGCAAGGUGGAUCUCAAGGAACAUCGCCUGGAGAAGACCAAGGGAUGUCACCUGUACGCCAUCUCCAGGCCGGGCGGGUCACACCUCAGAAUGGUGGUGGCGGCCGGCAGGAAGCUCCUCAUCCUGCAGUGGCGGCACUCGGCGGCCUGGACAGCGUGGUGCCCCGCCUCCGACACCGACACUGUGGAGGGCUUCCUCUUCCUCAGGGAGGUGUCGGUAGCUGAGCCGCCCUCCAUCAUCACCCUCGUGGACUCGCCGCUCGUCUCCUCCGCCGGCGGCCUCACCGACAACAAAAUCUGCAUAGGGUACAAACACCAGUGGGACUUAGUGAGCGAGAGGUCGGGCGAGGUCACCAAGCUGCACCACGUAGACGCGUCCAAAGUCAACCUGGUGGCGGCGCUGGACAUCUACGAGGACGACGAGGCGGAACUCUUGCUCUGCUACAAUAACACUUGCCACUUCCAGAAGCUGUCCGAGGAAUGCUCCAAUGAGUUCGAUUUCCACUGGAACUCGGUACCCGAAGCCAUUGUGUGUGCCUUCCCCUACAUACUUGCCUUUACCCAGGACAGCAUUGAGAUCAGACUUAUCAUCAACGGUAACCUCGUGCAGACCAUGGUGAUGCCGCGACUCGCCUUCAUCACGUCUAAGAGCGACAUCUUCUUCGCCACCACCGCCCCCGAAUCCUUCACCAUGAAACGCGAGAGGGUUAAGGUGGACCGUCUCGAGAGGGACCCCAGCCUCUCCCCGCCCCCCUCCCCCCACGGCAAGGAGCACACAGUACUGGACAGGGACGCCGUCAAGCCGUUCAGAAUCUAUCGCAUUCCCUUCCGCUGCCUGACGGGGACAACCACGUGCGAGAGGAGGUGUCCCACGCCCUCUACGCCCCUUCACCCCCCUGUCCUAGGCGCUGGGGAGGAAGGGGAGGUCGGGGAAGGGGCUGGGGAGGGCGGUGGAGGGCGAGCUGGUAUGCAUCUUCGUGUAGCGGACCAGCGAUACACGAGUCGAUCCUGUACCGCUUCCCCCACCCAUCACCCCUCCCCUCCCACCCCAUUCCCCGGCUGCCCCCCGUCCCCCAGCUCCUCCCCGGGGUUAAGUGGGCCCCCCAACACCUCCGGGUCACCCACGCACCACCUCCAUCACCUCCACGGACCCCAGAAGCCGAGGGAUAGAACGAAUUCGCUAACAGUGGACUCCGCCGGUAGCUUGCUCCACCAUCACCACCACCACCAUCACCACCUCGGCCGACCCCACCUCUUCCACUCGCAUUCCCACUCCCACCAGCACCACUCGCCUCCACAUCACCACCACCACCAUCCACACCCGCCCGUCAAGUGAGGAUCGUAAAAGGUGGUGGUGGUGGUGGUGAAGGUGGUGGUGGAGUUGAUUGAGUUGGUGUUUGUUUGUUUGUCUGUUUGUUUGUUUAAUGAUGAUGAUGAUGAGUGUGAUGUUUUGAAAGAAUGUGGGAUGUGAUGUUGAUUUUUUUUUUCAAGGAAUCUAUGUUGUUUUUCUUUUCCUUUUUCUCCUCCUUUUCUUUCUCCUUUUCCUUUUCUUCUUUCAUUCUACUCCAUUUUCUUUCUUGUUUUCAUAUUAAAUUUUUCCCUCCUUUUCCCUUUUUCCUUCUUUAUUCUUCAUAUUCAUUUUUCCCUUCCUUGUUUUCAUCCUUUUCCUCUUUAUUUUCCUUUUUUCCUUCCUUUAUUUCUUUUACUCAUCUUUAUCUUCCUUGUUCCCAUCUCUUUCCUCCUCAUUUUCCUUUUCUUCCUCCUUCAUUCAUCUUUUUCUUCCUUGUUUCCAUUUCUCUCCUCCUCAUUUUCCUUUUUUUCCUUCGUCAUUCAAUCUCAUUCAUUUUUCCUUCCCAUUCCUCUCACUCAUCUUCGCUCAUCUUCAUUCACUAUCGCGUUGCCUUUAUCACUAUCAUAAUAAUAUCACUCCCACAAAAACUCACCUUCGCCUUAUUCUCUUUCCUCACCUUCCCUUCCUCCCUCAUUCUCUCACUCACUUUCAAUUUCACUUUCCCUUUCAUUCACCUUAGCUCACUUUCGCCUCAAUCGCCUUUUCGAGCAUAUCACUGUCGUUAGAAGGCUCAUCAUCACCGUAGAUACUUUCUUCCGAUCACUUUCACUCUCAGAUCACUUUCA
Messenger RNA from Eriocheir sinensis (Chinese mitten crab), 6022 nucleotides. RefSeq names its product GTPase-activating Rap/Ran-GAP domain-like protein 3. Gene Ontology annotation, cellular component: cytoplasm. Gene Ontology annotation, biological process: activation of GTPase activity; regulation of small GTPase mediated signal transduction. The record is from RefSeq and is a predicted model, not a curated record. Gene Ontology annotation, molecular function: GTPase activator activity. NCBI's taxonomy places the organism in Eukaryota, Metazoa, Arthropoda, Malacostraca, Decapoda, Varunidae. Bases 1653 to 5222 code for a protein of 1189 amino acids. The transcript is spliced from 28 exons.